Molecule: messenger RNA, 1929 nt
Organism: Sebastes umbrosus (honeycomb rockfish)
Lineage: Eukaryota; Metazoa; Chordata; Actinopteri; Perciformes; Sebastidae
Gene: fkbp1ab
Product: FKBP prolyl isomerase 1Ab
Exons: 5
Coding region: 151-477 (108 amino acids)
Molecular function (GO): peptidyl-prolyl cis-trans isomerase activity
Source: RefSeq, a predicted model, not a curated record
ACAGACAGACAGAUAGAGACAGAGAGAGAGAGAGAGAGAGAGACAGACAGCUGAGGAGACCCGCCGGAGGAGCAGACAGACAGACAGACUGCCGGUGCAGGGACAGGGACAGAGACAGAGACAGAGACAGCUCCAGUACACAGCGUUACCAUGGGAGUGGAGAUCGAGACCAUAACCCCUGGAGACGGAAGGACUUUCCCCAAAAAAGGACAGACGUGCGUGGUGCAUUAUGUUGGCUCCCUGACAGACGGACGCAAGUUUGACUCAUCUCGUGAUAGGGACAAGCCCUUCAGGUUCAAAAUCGGCAAGCAGGAAGUGAUCCGAGGCUGGGAGGAGGGUGUAGUGCAGAUGAGUGUGGGUCAGAGGGCCAAGCUGACCUGCUCAGCUGACUUCGCUUAUGGAAACAAAGGCCACCCGGGCAUCAUUCCUCCUAACGCCACCCUCAUCUUUGAUGUUGAGCUGCUGGGUUUGGAAUGAAACAAAUUCAUGGCCUGAUUUUUUUGUGUGUGUGUGUGACUUCCUACCUGGGUGACCUGGAGAGAAGCUAGGAGAGUCUGCACUUGAUUCUAUAAGAGGCUUGAGUCUAUAGUUCCACUACUUAUUUCAUCAAAACUAUGACAGUUUGUGUUAUUUUGUCUCUGUGACUGAGUGAAUUAUAUUUUUCCAUCAUAUUCUUACUCCUAAAAACCAUGGGCCAUAACCUUACAAACCUCCAUGUUCUUAAUCUUGAAACCUUUUGAAUUGCGCUUUACUUUUCUUUGUUUUUACAAGUGUUGGUUGUGCAUGGUUACGCUGAGAAGUACAAAAUACCAAUGAACCACUAGCAGCGACAUUCAUCUCUUAUGAGUCAAUGCAAACUAGUAUUAUAAUGUACAAGAGCUGGUGCUUGUUAUAUCACAGAAACAAAAAAAGUAUAUAAAAAGAAAAUGAAAAGCACAUAUUUGUAUCCCCGUCCAGCUGAAAAUCAUUACAAAUGAUUUUUCUGUUAGAGAGAUAUGAGGCUUAGUGUUGACUUUAGUGGUAGUGAAAUGACAAGUCAUGGGAGGCCUUAAUGGUGCAACACAGGAACUGGGUUUGCUUACAUAAAAUGCCAAUUUCUAUAUAGUAUCACUGUGUUUAAAUUGUUAACGGAUGUGUGAGCUGGAGAGGGGUAAUUGGCGCAAAGGAAAAACCAAUCACAGUUGUAGAUAGUUCUAAUGUGUGCCUAAAUAUUCUCACCAGACACCUGGUUACUACCUUGCCCUGUCUGCAUGUUCUAGGCCCGAUGGAAUCUGUAGUAUGUACAUGUUUAAAGCUUUGCAUCCUAUUUGCGUUAUUAUUGCCUUCUCAUCUCACCAAGUCUUUAAACCCCAUUUAAAGCCAUACACACAGGUCGAACAGUGCAAAGACGGGAGUUGCGUUGACGCACAUCAAUUGGAUUAUUUUUUUUCUUAGAAAAAAAGGGAAAUGCUUGAAAUUUACAAAAGGGGGUUGAGGUAUCAAUCAAAUGGUGACCUCCCCCACUAUUUUGUGUAACAACUUCAAUCAUGUAUUUUUCAGAUGCCAACUUUCUAUCUCUGAGAAUCAACAGAGCUAAUGUAUAACCUAUGAUGACAGAUAAUGUUUUUCUUUUUUUUUUCUUUUUUUAGCCGGUGUCAGUAAAGUACCACACUGCCUGACUGAAGUCUGCGUUGUGGUAGAAAAAGAAGCUGACACACGGGCAUCCUAGUGGUUUUGUAUCUCAAAUAGAUAGUUUUAAAUGGAGUUUAAUGAAGGAAUAUGCUGGCCUGGCUGUCAGAUAUUGACCGUGGCUGUCGAUGUUACGUAUUGGCCAAGCUGCAACUGGUGCGGCAGCAGUCCACCUCUGUACUGUGUAGUUAUUUGCUGAUACGUUAUUGUAUGCAGACUAAACCAAUGAUGACAUAUUUAAAAUAAAAGAAGUGCUCUCCA